CCUCUGAAAGGCGCCCUACUUUUUUUUUUUUAAUAUACUUUUUUUUCCCUCCUUUAUUAAAAUAAUCAUAUAAUGACCAAGUAUAUCGUUGUCUCUGGUGGUGUUAUCUCCGGUAUCGGAAAGGGUGUAAUUGCCUCGAGCACCGGCACUCUUUUGAAGAGCUUGGGCUUGCGUGUGACAGCCAUCAAAAUCGAUCCCUAUUUGAACAUCGAUGCUGGUUUGAUGAGUCCUUUGGAUCACGGUGAGGUCUUUGUGUUGAACGACGGUGGCGAAGUCGAUCUUGAUCUGGGCAAUUAUGAACGUUUCUUGGAUGUUCAGUUGAGCCGUAUCAACAACAUUACCACGGGCAAAAUCUACAGUGAAGUGAUUGAGAAGGAACGUCGAGGUGAUUACCUUGGCAAGACAGUGCAAGUGGUGCCCCAUAUUACCGAUGCUAUCCAGAACUGGGUUGAACGUGUGGCAGCCAUGCCUGUGGACGAAUCCGGUGAAGCCCCUGAUGUUUGCAUUAUCGAAUUGGGUGGUACCGUCGGUGAUAUUGAAUCUGCUCCCUUUGUUGAAGCCAUGCGUCAGUUCCAGUUCCGUGUGGGUCAUGAAAACUUUUGUUUGAUUCACGUCUCCUUGGUUCCCGUGGUUGGAUCCGUUGGUGAACAAAAGACCAAGCCUACUCAGAUGAGCGUGCGUGAUCUUCGUGGUGCCGGUUUGACCCCUGAUUUGAUCGCUUGUCGUUCGUCCAAGCCUUUGGAUGACAGCGUCGCCAGCAAGAUUUCCAUGUUCUGUCACGUCGGUCCCGAGCAAGUGUUGGCCGUGCAAGAUGUGUCUUCAGUCUACCAUGUCCCUAUUUUGAUGCGUCAGCAUGGUGUGAUUGAUUUCUUCCGUCGUCGAUUGGGUCUUGAUGCUCUCAAUAUUCCUGAAGAACGUCGUUCGGCCGGUGAAGCGUUGUGGAAUCGAUGGACCUCUUUGGCCGGUAGCUACGAACAUUUGCGUGAAACUGUGACCAUUGCUUUGGUGGGCAAGUAUACCAAUCUUCACGAUUCUUACAUCUCGGUGUACAAGUCUUUGGAGCAUGCCAGUUUGGCUUGCGGCCGCAAAUCGGAGAUCAAGUGGAUUGAAGCCACCGAUUUGGAGCAGGAAGCGUUGAAGACCGAUCCUAUCAAGUUCCAUGAAUCCUGGCAGAGUUUGUGUUCGGCCGAUGGUGUGCUUGUGCCUGGUGGUUUCGGUGCCCGCGGUAUCGAAGGCAUGGUCAUGGCAGCCAAGUGGGCUCGUGAAAACAAGGUGCCUUAUUUGGGUAUCUGUUUGGGUAUGCAGAUCGCUGUUAUUGAAUUUGCUCGCAAUGUGUGUGGUAUGACCGACGCUCAUUCGGCGGAAAUGGAACCCGAAACCAAGACUCCUGUGGUGGUGUAUAUGCCUGAAAUCUCAAAGACCCAUUUGGGUGGUACUAUGCGUUUGGGUCUUCGUGCCACGGUCUUCCAAGACAACACAGAAAACUCGCGUGUGCGUAAAUUGUACGGUGGUGCUCCUUCGGUAGACGAACGUCAUCGUCAUCGUUAUGAAGUUAACCCUGAACACGUGUCCAAGUUUGAAGAGAAGGGUCUUCGUUUUGUCGGCAAAGACGAAACGGGCCAACGUAUGGAAAUCGUUGAAAUGGAGAAUCAUCCCUACUUUGUGGGCUGCCAGUAUCAUCCCGAAUACCUUACCCGUCCUCUGAAGCCGGCUCCUUUGUUCCACGGUCUUAUCCUGGCCGCCACUGGUCAGCUCGAAAGCACCUUGUAAAUACAUUUUUCCAAAACCCGAAAAUGAUAGAAUUUCUUGUUUUUCUUCUCUUUUUUAUUUCAUCUUUCCUUUAUUGCAUGUUCUCUUUUAUCACAAAUACAAAUUUCAAUAAACGCUGCAGAUAGCGCAUACAUUUUCUGAUCAUACGACGAAAAAAAGAAAAUUGCUUUAUCAUUGACAUUCUACCUUAAUGAACCAAUCAAAAACAUGGGUUUUU
This is a messenger RNA of Radiomyces spectabilis, 1987 nucleotides long. RefSeq names its product CTP synthase. Gene Ontology annotation, molecular function: CTP synthase activity; identical protein binding. The record is from RefSeq and is a predicted model, not a curated record. The transcript is spliced from 2 exons. Gene Ontology annotation, cellular component: cytoophidium; cytoplasm. Gene Ontology annotation, biological process: pyrimidine nucleobase biosynthetic process; CTP biosynthetic process. NCBI's taxonomy places the organism in Eukaryota, Fungi, Mucoromycota, Mucoromycetes, Mucorales, Radiomycetaceae. Bases 73 to 1770 code for a protein of 565 amino acids.